CGCAGGCGGAGACCGACAUUAUUUUUUUUUCAACUACGUGUUUACAAAUCCAUUCAAUCUCCGGGAUCGUGUUUUGUCGCGUCAGGAUUUUUUUACCAACAAACGAGUGCUAUCAUAUUCUUUCUCCAGUCCGUCGUUCGAUAUAUCAAGCUGAAGAGAACUGCUGCUGAAGCAGCAUUUUCUGCUCUGUGGUGGAAGUUUUGUGUUGUGUAAUCUGAGUGUGUGGAGGAAACCGGAGGAGCUGCACGUAGCUAAUGAUUAUUGUUUGUUCUAUAUUAGUUUCCUUAUCAGCAGAAACGAAAGGAACCAGCGGAGAGUGUUUGGCCCAUAACGACCGCGAGGAGCGAACCUACCUUCAAGAUGAUUCCCAGUAAAAAGAACUGAUAUUUGCUUCGCGGCACCACUUGGAAGAGGAUCUCUCUACCAAUUCGGUUUAGUAAUUGGGUUUGUCUUUGUGUUUUGGAAGGAAGUCUGGUGGAUUGAUUUGUCUGUUUAGUGGAAGUGCAUUCAGCAUUGAAUAGUUUAAGCGAAGUGAAGAAAUCGUAAACCGACCUCGAGUUCGAGUCAGCCGUACUUCUCCAAUUAAUGGCUAGUUCUAUGAACAGCAAGUCCCGUUUUCGUCGUAGAUUGGCUGCGAUCUCCUUUCUGUCCAACAUUUCGCUGGACGGCACCCACAGAGAUACGAAACUUGGCCCCUUACACGGUUCCGGUGCAGGCGGUGGCCCCCUUCAUUCCAAUUUAAACAACAACAAUGUCGACGGCGUACGCACAGGCAAUUUCGAUGACUCCUCCGAGGAUAACAUCGACGACCCUGGGAUGGGCCCAGACGGUGAAUUCGCGAACAAUACUGAGUAUAUGGAGUCCAAGCUGAUGGGAGGAAAUGCAAACGGUGCGACCAACGGAACCAUUGUGCAAGGUGCUACUGUGAAACGAACCCGUGCCCGAACUGGCACGUUUGGCAAGAGUCCUGACAGGAACGCAGUUCAUCGGAUUGACAGCGAGGGCAACGUGGUGUUCUCGAAAGUCACCUCUACCGCGUUAAAGGACAGAGAAAAUGUAAAUCCCAACGACAGUAUUCAUUACUAUCAUCCCGCGGACAAGCGGGCCCGGGCGAACUCUACCUCGUUACGCGCAGGAGCGCCUGGUGUAAAGCGUACACUGCUAGUGAACGCUACCGGUGACGAGAAACGUGAACUCCCGAGCAAUAGCAGCACGGAAAGUCUGAUUCAGGGUCGUCGCAAUGUCUUGAUUCACGAGCCCGCAUCACGCGAGGUUAAAUUUUUACCCUCAAACAUAGGGCGUAACUACAAUUUCCGCGAUGAGCGCGUCGUGCUGGUCUCGAAACGCAGUCCCUGUUUCUUGUUUUCGGUGAUUCCUUACUAUAAGGGAAAAUCCUCGCGUGCUGAGAUACGUCGUGAGGGACGUCGUCGUAAUCCAUCCGGUACCAGACCGUUGUCUUCGAUCAACGAUUUACCAUUCGAUGCGUUCCGGCUGCUUGGUAUCGAACGGGGUGGCGAACCAGGUCAAGAGAUUUCCUACGGAUAUUUGUUAAUCCCUUCUAAACAAUACCACAAAGAGAAGAAGCACGAAAAAAGCUCCCGCAGUGGAUUCGAAAUAACAAAUUUUGCAUCGUUGGAAAACCACGCCGCUGCACGGUACUACAGCUACGAGUCCAACCGUAAUGCCACCGCCAGUCCCUCACAAAACUUGAACAGUUUAGAUGCAGUGAAAUGUGACCUUGAAGACGGAUUCGCCUCAAUAUCAGGAAUGCAAUACUCGCCGAACAUUUUGGACGACCCGGAGUUGAUCGCCGGCAAACAUCGUACACUGUUGACCUUCACCUCGUACAUGACCUCCGUGAUCGAUUACGUGCGUCCAUCGGAUCUCAAAAAGGAGCUAAACGACAAGUUCCGAGAGAAGUUUCCCCACAUUCAGCUGACGCUUAGCAAGCUAAGAAGUAUUAAACGCGAAAUGAAGCGUAUCAAUAAAAUGGACGGACGCAUCGAUUUCCUAACCAUCUCGCAAGCAUACGUCUACUUCGAGAAGCUAAUCCUGUCCAAUAUGAUCAACAAGGACAACCGCAAGCUAUGUGCUGGUGCUUGCCUGCUGCUCAGUGCCAAGCUGAACGACGUCAAGGGCGAGGUGCUGAAAAGUUUGAUUGAGAAAACGGAAAGCGUGUUUCGUCUGAACAAGAAAGAGCUGAUCGCUUCGGAGUUUGCCGUUCUGGUGGCGCUUGAGUUCAGUCUGCACGUCCCGACCAGCGAGAUUCAUCCACAUUACCAGCGUCUUCUGUACGAGUCCUAGGGCCGUUCGCCAUGCAUUGCAGAACAGAAUUACUCAGAUGAUGCUAUUAUUGAACUUGUGCUAUUUUCCCGUUGUAUUUAGUUUUGGUUCUAUUAUUUGUACUCCGUAUUUUUGUCGUUAGAAUUUAUUGUUUUAAACUUUAUUUAACGUUUAAAAUUUGAAAAAAAAAGUUACGUUUAUAAUAAAACAGUUUAAAUACUUGA
This is a messenger RNA of Armigeres subalbatus, 2507 nucleotides long. Its product is annotated as CDK5 and ABL1 enzyme substrate 2. Gene Ontology annotation, biological process: regulation of cell cycle. The coding region runs from base 586 to 2304 and encodes 572 amino acids. The record is from RefSeq and is a predicted model, not a curated record. The transcript is spliced from 5 exons. NCBI's taxonomy places the organism in Eukaryota, Metazoa, Arthropoda, Insecta, Diptera, Culicidae.